Messenger RNA from Durotheca rogersii, 1248 nucleotides. Its product is annotated as Oxysterol-binding protein. The transcript is spliced from 3 exons. Gene Ontology annotation, biological process: maintenance of cell polarity; endocytosis; piecemeal microautophagy of the nucleus. NCBI's taxonomy places the organism in Eukaryota, Fungi, Ascomycota, Sordariomycetes, Xylariales, Xylariaceae. The record is from RefSeq and is a predicted model, not a curated record. The coding region runs from base 1 to 1248 and encodes 415 amino acids. Gene Ontology annotation, molecular function: oxysterol binding. Gene Ontology annotation, cellular component: cytosol; intracellular membrane-bounded organelle; membrane.
AUGUCAGAACCCGUGCCCAACGCCCAGGCCACAGGCUCCAGCUGGUCUGCCUUUCUCAAGUCAAUCGCCUCUUUUAACGGCGACCUGUCCUCCCUGACUGCUCCGCCUUUCAUCCUCUCCUCCACAAGUCUCACCGAGUUCAGCUCCUACUGGUGCGAGCACCCUAGCGUCUUUGCCGCCCCGGCCAGAGAACCGGAUCCCGCCAAGAGAGCCUUGUUGGUGCUCAAGUGGUUCUUGACCACUCUGAAGCAGCAAUACGCGAGCCGGAGCGAACAGUAUGGCAACGAGAAGAAGCCGCUCAAUCCCUUCCUAGGAGAGCUGUUUCUGGGCAAGUGGGAGGAUGACGCAGGCACGACCGUGCUGAUCAGCGAACAAGUAAACCAUCACCCUCCGGCGACCGCAUACAGUAUUACCAACGAGUCCACCAAGGUGCACCUCGAGGGGUACAAUGCCCAAAAGGCCACCUUCUCCAAGACCAUCAACAUCAAACAGAUCGGACAUGCCGUCCUGACCGUGCCAGAUCCUACCCAAGACGGCGCCUUUGACACGUUCUUGAUCACGCUACCGUCGCUCCACGUGGAAGGCCUGAUAUUCGGCGCGCCUUUUAUCGAACUCGAUAGCGCGUCGUACAUCACCUCGUCGACAGGGUACACGGCAAAAAUCGACUACAGCGGUAAGGGCUGGAUAGGCGGCAAGAAGAACUCGUUUACGGCGACGCUGUACCCGACUGGUCAAGAGAAGGACGUGAUCUACAAUUGCUCCGGCCAGUGGACCAAGGCUUUCGAGAUUCACUCGGGCCCGGUGAAGUACAACUCGUCCAAAACGCUGAUCGGUUCGUGGGACCCGGCAGAGACCCCCGCUUCGGGGCUCAUAGUGGCGCCGGUCGAGAAGCAGCACCCGCUCGAGUCACGCCGCGCGUGGGCCAACGUCGCCGUGGGCAUCGCCAAGGGCGACAUGGACUACGUCGGCCGCGAGAAGGCCAAGAUCGAGCAGGCUCAGCGGGCGAUGCGGAAGCAGGAGCAGUCCGAGGGCCGGGAGUGGGAGCGGCGGUACUUCACGGCUCUCCCCGGACCUGACGCUAUCCUCGAGGAGCUAGCGCCAGUAGUAGGACUUAGCGCCAACGGUGACGCGGACAAGACGGGUGGCCUAUGGCGCUUCGACGUCGCGAAGGAGGCCAAGGCCAAGGCGCAGAAGGAGCUCACCGAGGACGAGAAGGCUGACCUAGCGAGCAAGCUGCUCGGCCAGUGA